GGGCCGGGGGGUCCCCCCGGUUAUUGGGGGCGGCGGGAGGAGGAGGAGGAGAAGCGGCCAUGGCGGAGGAGAAGAAGGCCAAGCCCAGCCCCACGCAGCUGCCGGCGGAGUCGCUGCGCGCCAUGGCCGAGGCGCUGGGGCUGGGGGUGGCCGAGGACACCUGCCAGCUGCUGGCCGAGGAGGCGACCUACCGGCUCAAGGAGGUGGCCCAGGACGCCCUCAAGUUCAUGCACAUGGGCAAACGCCGCAAACUCACCACGGGCGACGUCGACUUCGCUCUCAAGCUCAAAAACGUGGAGCCCCUCUAUGGGUUCCACGCGCCCGAGUUCAUCCCGUUCCGCUACGCCAGCGGCGGGGGCCGCGAGUUGUAUUUUUACGAGGAAAAAGAGGUGGAGCUGAGUGACAUCAUCAACACGCCCCUCCCCCGCGUGCCCCUCGACGUCUGUCUCAAGGCCCAUUGGCUCAGCAUCGAGGGGGUGCAACCGGCGAUCCCCGAAAAUCCCCCCCCCGCCCCCAAGGAGCAGCAGAAGGCCGAGGCCACCGAACCGCUCAAGGCCACCAAACCGGGGCAGGAGGAGGACGGGACCCCCAAGGGGAAGGGACAUGGGGGGCCCCCCCCCGAUGGAAAAGGGAAGGAGGCGGCGGGCGUGCGGCUGAAGCCGCGGCGGGUGCACGAGCUGUCAGUGGAGCAGCAGCUCUACUACAAGGAGAUCACCGAGGCCUGCGUGGGGUCCUGCGAGGCCAAACGCGCUGAGGCCCUGCAGAGCAUCGCCACCGACCCCGGCCUGUACCAGAUGCUCCCGCGCUUCAGCACCUUCAUCUCCGAGGGGGUGCGAGUGAACGUGGUGCAGAACAACCUGGCGCUGCUCAUCUACCUGAUGCGCAUGGUGAAGGCGCUCAUGGACAACCCCACGCUCUACCUGGAGAAAUACCUGCACGAGCUGAUCCCGGCCGUCAUGACGUGCAUCGUGAGCCGCCAGCUCUGCCUGCGCCCCGACGUCGACAACCACUGGGCCCUGCGGGACUUCGCCGCGCGGCUGGUGGCGCAGCUCUGCAAGAACUUCAGCACCACCACCAACAACGUGCAGCCCCGCGUCGCCAAGACCUUCACCAAGAGCUGGGUGGACGACAAGACCCCCUGGACGACGCGUUACGGCUCCAUCGCGGGGCUGGCGGAGCUGGGCCCUGACGUGAUCAAGACGCUGAUCCUGCCGCGGCUGCAGGCGGAGGGCGAGCGCAUCCGGAACAUUCUGGAGGGUCCCGUCGUCAGCAACAUCGACAAGAUCGGGGCCGACCACGUGCAGACGCUGCUGCUGAAGCACUGUGCCCCCGUGCUGGCCAAGGUGCGCCCCCCCCCCGACACCCCCGACUCCUACAAGAGCGACUUCGGCUUCCUGGGGGCCACGCUGUGCGCACACGUGGUGAAGGCCCGGGCACAGGCCGCCAUGCAGGCCCAGCAGGUCAACCGCACCACCCUCACCAUCACACAGCCCCGGCCCACGCUGACCUUGACCCAGGCCCCCCAGGGUCAGGGGGGCCCCCCCGCCCGGGUGCCCCCCCCCGGCAUCAUCAAGGUCCCCGGCGCCAUCACCCUGCCCGUCAUGUCCCGGCCGGCCACGCCCACCCAGCCCUCCCCUCCCCCCACCAAGUUCAUCGUCAUGUCCUCGGCAUCGGGGACCAGCGCGUCACAGCAGGUGAUCACGUUCAGCACCAGCCCGGCUCCCGCCGCCACCUCCCCGGUCACCACCAGCGUCCCCAGUGUCCCCAGCGUGCAGCCCGUGGUCAAACUGGUGUCGGCCGCCCCCACGGUCCCCAGCGCCACCGUCAGCGGGGUGGCCGGCAGCGUGCAGAAGUACAUCGUGGUGUCCCUGCCCCCCGCCGGCGACGCCAAGGCCCCCCCCGGCCCCCAGCUGUCCCCCCCCGCCCCCGCCGGGGACAGCCCCCAGCCCCCCCCCGGCACCAGGAGCAACGGGGGGGUGGCCCAGUCCCCCCAGUCUGCCCAGUGACACCGGGCCCCUGUGACCCCCCCACUGUCCCCAGUGUCCCCCCAGUGACACCGGGCCCCUGUGACCCCCCCACUGUCACCAGUGUCCCCCCAGUGACACCGGGUCCCUGUGACCCCCCCAGUGUCACCAGUGUCCCCCCAGUCUGCCCAGUGACACCGGGCCCCUGUGACCCCCCCAGUGUCCCCCCAGUCUGCCCAGUGACACCAGGCCCCUGUGACCCCCCCAGUGUCACCAGUGUCCCCCCAGUGACACCGGGUCCCUGUGACCCCCCCAGUGUCCCCCCAGUCUGCCCAGUGACACCGGGCCCCUGUGACCCCCCCAGUGUCACCACUGUCCCCCCAGUCCCCCCAGUGACACCGGGUCCCUGUGACCCCCCCAGUGUCACCACUGUCCCCCCAGUGACACCGGGUCCCUGUGACCCCCCCAGUGUCCCCCCAGUGUCCCCCCAGUGACACCGGGUCCCUGUGACCCCCCCAGUGUCCCCCCAGUGUCCCCCCAGUGACACCGGGCCCCUGUGACCCCCCCAGUGUCCCCAGUGUCCCCCCAGUGACACCGGGCCCCUGUGACCCCCCCAGUGUCCCCAGUGUCCCCCCAGUGACACCGGGUCCCUGUGACCCCCCCAGUGUCACCACUGUCCCCCCAGUGACACCGGGUCCCUGUGACCCCCCCAGUGUCCCCAGUGUCCCCCCAGUGUCCCCCCAGUGACACCGGGGUCCCCUGGGGUCCUUGUGACCCCCCCAGUGUCACCAGUGUCCCCCACUGUCCCCCCAGUCUGCCCAGUGACACUGGGGUCGCUGUGUCCCCCCAGUGUCCCCUGGGGUCCCCCAAUGUCCCCCCAGUGUCCCCAGUGUCCCCCCAGUCUGCCCAGUGACACCGGGGUCCCCAAUGUCCCCAGUGUCCCCCGCAGUGUCCUGGGACCCCUGGGGGUGACACCCCCCCCACACCCCCCGGAACUACAUGUGACUGCCUGUAAAUAACCAAUAAACUCCCAGUUCAGCCCAGUG
Molecule: messenger RNA, 3010 nt
Organism: Columba livia (rock pigeon)
Lineage: Eukaryota; Metazoa; Chordata; Aves; Columbiformes; Columbidae
Gene: TAF6
Product: TATA-box binding protein associated factor 6
Biological process (GO): transcription initiation at RNA polymerase II promoter; RNA polymerase II preinitiation complex assembly
Cellular component (GO): SLIK (SAGA-like) complex; transcription factor TFIID complex; SAGA complex
Molecular function (GO): protein heterodimerization activity; transcription coactivator activity; RNA polymerase II general transcription initiation factor activity
Source: RefSeq, a predicted model, not a curated record